Brassica oleracea var. oleracea is the source of this 729-nucleotide messenger RNA. RefSeq lists its product as uncharacterized. Bases 1 to 729 code for a protein of 242 amino acids. Lineage: Eukaryota; Viridiplantae; Streptophyta; Magnoliopsida; Brassicales; Brassicaceae. The transcript has a single exon. The record is from RefSeq and is a predicted model, not a curated record.
AUGCCACAUAACGAUCCUCUCCUCGUCGACCUUGACAUCGGUGAAUGCCUAGUCGCAAAAGUCCUUAUUGAUACCGGCAGCUCAGUCGACCUCAUCUUUCGCGACACACUCGACAAAAUGAGAGUUGAUUUAAGGGAUAUGAAGCCUUCCUCUCGCACGCUCACCGGCUUCAACGGAGCCUCGGAGCAAAUGAUCGGGACAAUUCGUCUUCCAGUAUACGCAGAUGGUAUAACCCGCACCGUCAAGUUCUCCGUCAUCCGCGCCAAAGCACCUUAUAAUGCCAUACUCGGAACACCAUGGCUGCAUUCCAUGAAAGCCGUUCCUUCGACUUAUCAUCAAUGCGUCAAGUUUCCCGGAAAAGACGGCAAAACACAGACGAUUCGAGGAGAUCAACAAGCUGCGAGAGAACUACUGAUCGCAACUGUAAAGAUGCAGCAACAGGCUUCCCUUGUUAACUCCGUCAGUAAACCACUCCACAAGAUAUACCCCCAAGAGGAGGAAGUUCGCGAAGUCACAAUCGAUGAGUCCGACCCGACGAAAAUCAUCCGAGUUGGCGUCUACCUGUCCGACGACAUAUGUUCAAGGAUCAUCUCUUUCAUCAACGACAACGCCUCGACAUUCGCCUGGAAGGCUUCCGACAUGAAGGGGAUCGACCCCGCAGUUACCUCCCAUGAACUGCACGUCGACCCGACGUUCAAACCCGUCCGACAGAAGCGACGAAAACUCUGA